AUGAAAAUCACAUCCUGGAAUGUCAGGGGUUUAUCGGCCCCUAACAAGAAACGCUUGGUCAAGCGGUUUUUGUAUAUUCACAAUCCUGAUGUGUUACUUUUACAAGAGACCAAGCUUGGUGGAGAUAAAACUGGGCAGUUCAUUAAUUCUUUCUCUAAAUGGGAUGGGUUUUUCCAUGAUGUAAUAGGCUCUGCAGGUGGUCUAGGGGUAGUGUGGAAUCCGGCAACUAUCGAGGUGGUACCCAUUGCCUCCCAUGAGAAUUGGAUGGCAUGUGAAAUCAAAUGCAUUGGCACAAAUUUUUGGUUCCCAAUUUUUAAUGUUUAUGGCCUGACGAAUAUUGAAGACAAAUUGAAAGUCUGGAGAGAAAUUAUAAUGCAAGAAACUCUUGUUGAGAAGGAUAGAGCUAUCAUAGCAGGGGGCUUCAAUGCUCUGCUAGAUGUGGACGAAAAAGGAGGGCUCAGAAAAUGCUCAAAAGUAAUGGAGCGUUUGAGAGAUUUCAUUGAAAAUAAUAAGCUUAUGGAUAUUAUCCUGAAAAAUGGCAAAUUUACCUAG
This is a messenger RNA of Cryptomeria japonica (Japanese cedar), 552 nucleotides long. RefSeq lists its product as uncharacterized. The transcript has a single exon. Gene Ontology annotation, molecular function: endonuclease activity; double-stranded DNA 3'-5' DNA exonuclease activity; phosphoric diester hydrolase activity. The record is from RefSeq and is a predicted model, not a curated record. The coding region runs from base 1 to 552 and encodes 183 amino acids. NCBI's taxonomy places the organism in Eukaryota, Viridiplantae, Streptophyta, Pinopsida, Cupressales, Cupressaceae. Gene Ontology annotation, cellular component: nucleus. Gene Ontology annotation, biological process: base-excision repair.